Molecule: messenger RNA, 3881 nt
Organism: Nezara viridula (southern green stink bug)
Lineage: Eukaryota; Metazoa; Arthropoda; Insecta; Hemiptera; Pentatomidae
Source: the annotation of a GenBank genome assembly
UACCUUCAGUGUCAGAAGGUUAUAAACUUCCUAUUCUCACGUGUUUAAAAGUUUAGCUUGGUGAAACUACAUUAAUUACCGUAUUGCGACAAUGGGUAAAACUAAAAAGCGCUAUAACUGGAAAUCCAGGCAGGUUGUUAAAACAGAAAUAGACAAAAGUGAAGAAAAGAAGAUCGUGGUGAACAUCCCUUCUGCUGAACAUUAUGAUGAAGCCAAUCCACUUGUCUUACCUUCCAAAAAGCGAAAAACUAAGUUGGAAAUACCAAAAACUCAGGUUAAAAACCUUUUAUCCAAGAAGAAACGAAAGGAGCUUGAAAAAAUUGUUGAGCGUAAAAAGAAAAAGGAAAAUCGAGCAGCUUUAUUGGAAAGUCUUGCAAAAGUACAAGCAAAACCAGAAGAGCUAAGUAAAAUGGUAUCAAUUUCAACAGCAAUUACAAAAGGAUUGAAACGCCGCUACAAAGAUGAUGAUCCUUUUGAUACAUUAGAAGGUGGAGAUAAAGUAGUGAGUGCAUCCGGAAAUAAUGAUAGCCAGCAACGUAUUAAUUCUAUUAAAGGUGCUAGGAAAAGACGCAGACUGCUAGCAGUGAUUAAUAAUUUUGACAAAAAGAAGAAAGUACGUGACCCCAACAUCGUUGGAUUUGAGUCUUCCUCUGAGGAAUCCUCUGAUGAUGAUGACAAUGAUGACGAUACUGCUUUAAACAUCAAGCAAGAAACUCCAGUUGAUGAUAACAAUGAUGAACCUGAAUCUAAUAAUGAUCCUGAUAUUGUUGAAGUUGAAGAUGUUGCUAACAGUACCACGGAAAAGCCAAAUAAUGCUGCAGAAAAUGAUGUUAAUAAAGUAGUAGCACCAGAUGGCAAAGAUGAAGUUAAAAUAAAAGAAAAGACAAAAAUAUCUGUGCCUAGCAAUCCUGCUGUUUAUGUUCCAGUUGAUAGAAAACCAGAAAUCCAAGAAGCUAGACUCAAACUACCUAUACUUGCUGAAGAGCAAAUAAUCAUGGAAAAAAUCAAUGAAAAUCAUGUUGUACUAAUUGCUGGAGAAACUGGAAGUGGUAAAACUACCCAAGUCCCACAAUUUCUUUAUGAAGCUGGUUAUGCAAGAGAUGGAAAAAUGAUUGGAAUUACAGAACCUAGGCGUGUUGCUGCAAUUUCAAUGGCUAAGAGAGUUGGAGAGGAAUUGAACUUGAGCUGUGAUGAUGUUAGCUAUCUCAUUAGAUUUGAGGGUAAUGUUACCCCUACCACUAAAAUAAAAUUCAUGACAGAUGGUGUAUUAUUAAAAGAAGUUCAAUCUGAUUUUCUUCUCAACAAAUAUUCAGUAAUAAUUUUGGAUGAAGCUCACGAGAGAAGUGUUUAUACUGACAUUCUUAUGGGUCUCCUUUCUCGUGUAGUUAUUUUGAGAAAUAAGCGAGGGAUACCUCUGAAAUUAAUUAUUAUGUCAGCUACUCUAAAAGUGGAAGAUUUUACAGAAAACACUCGUUUAUUCAAAAUUCCUCCUCCUGUAAUUAAAGUAGAAUCACGUCAGUUUCCUGUCACUGUCCAUUUCAACAAAAGAACAAAUCCAGAUUAUCUAAAAGAGGCCUAUAGAAAAACAUGCAAAAUACAUACUCAGCUUCCAGAUGGCGGAAUAUUAAUCUUUCUGACAGGUCAGCAGGAAGUAAACACUUUAGUUUCGAAAUUGAGAAAAGCUUUUCCUUUUCGGAAGGUUAACAAAACAAUUGAUAAACCAGAUGAUCAAGAUAAAGAAAAGGAAGACGAAGAAGAUGAAUUGAACCUUGAUAGAGUCAUGCAAAAAGUCAAAAAGAAAAAGAAAGAAACUCCCCUAUCUCUUCCUGAAAUCAAUCUCGAUAACUAUGAUGUUGCACCCAAUGAUGAUACUGAAAUGGACAUUCUUGAAAGUGAUGAAGAACCUGAUGAGGAAGAUUGGGAACUUGAAGGAAUGAAAGUUAGCAAUGCUCAACCGCUUUGGGUUUUACCUUUGUACUCUGUUCUACCAUCACGUGAACAAGCCAAGGUAUUUCAAGAACCUCCUGAGGGCUGCAGGCUUUGUGUGGUAGCUACAAAUGUUGCUGAAACUUCACUGACAAUUCCUGGUGUAAAAUAUGUGGUUGAUUCUGGAAAAGUCAAGACUAAGUUGUAUGAUAAAAUAACUGGUGUGUCAGGGUUUGCAAUCACUUGGACGAGUAAAGCAGCUGCUGACCAAAGAGCAGGCAGGGCUGGUAGAACUUCUCCAGGUCAUUGCUACAGAUUGUAUUCAUCUGCUGUUUUCAAUGAUGAAUUUGAAGGAUGGACAGUUCCCGAAAUGCAAAGGAGACCUGUUGACGAACUUGUUCUUCAAAUGAAAUCUUUAGGAAUUCAAAGAGUGGUUAAUUUUCCUUUUCCAUCUUCUCCUGAUUUAGCUCAACUGAAAUCAGCUGAACAAAGACUUACAUACCUGGGUGCUUUGGAGAGAACGCCUAAAAAAAAAGGUGAUGAUGGUUGGGUUGGUAAGUUGACACCACUCGGAGAAGCCAUGGCAAAGUUCCCAGUAGCACCCAGGUUUGCCAAAAUGCUUUGUCUUUCGCAUCAGCACAAUUUAAUGGAAUAUACAAUAACUCUUGUUGCUGCACUUUCAAUUCAAGAGCUUCUGUUAAAUGAUAAUGAGAGCCAAAAUAAAUCGAGAAAUAAAAGACUUUGCUGGGCUGGCCAAGGGAACUCUAAAUUAUUAGGUGAUGCUAUGGUGCUCUUGAGAUCGGUAGGUGCUGCAGAAUAUGCUAAUAGUUGUGGAAAAUUAGAAGAAUUUUGUAGUGAGCACAAAAUUAGGCUGAAAGGAAUCAUUGAAGCCCGAAAAAUUAGGAUCCAGUUGACUAAUGAAAUAAACCUGUUGAACCCAGAAUUAAAUCUUCCAGUUGAUCCAAAAUUAAAACCACCGACUGAUAUACAGGCUAAACUCCUGAGACAAAUUGUUCUGUCUGGUAUGCUCGAUCAAGUUGCCAGGAAGGUGGAUGAGCCUCAAGAGUCGACAGUGAAACAAAGACCACUCUACCACACUCCACUGCUUGAUGAAACAGUUCAGGUUCACAGUAGUAGUGUCUUGUACAAGGAAUACCCGGAGUGGAUUGUUUACCAAGAAAUUUACCAGACCAACAAAGUAUACCUCAGAGGUAUAACUGCAAUAGAACCUGAGUGGCUACCAGUAUUUGCAAAAUCUUUGUGCAGGGUUGGAGUGCCUAUGGAAGAUCCAGUACCUCGAUAUGACCCAACCACUGGUUUGAUAUAUUGUCAUGUAAAAGGAACAUUUGGAAGAAGAGGUUGGGAUCUGCCUCCUGUAGAAAUUGAAUUUCCUUCCGUGCUGGAUAAAUAUAAGUGGUUUGCAAUGUUUCUGCUAGAUGGUACUAUUUUUCCUAAGCUAAAAAAAUUCACAAAAAGCCUUCUCUCUACACCUAAGACAAUGAUUAGAUCAUGGGCUAGGUUGCAGCCAAGAACUGAAAUUCUUUUAAAGACAUUGAUUCAAAAAGAAGUUAAUUCAAGAGAUAAGUUGUUAAAAGUUUGGAAAACAGAUAGAACUUAUUUACUUGAUGCCUAUCAAAAAUGGUUGCCAGAAAAAGCACAUAAUGAGACGUCAGUGAUGUGGCCUCCUAUUGAUUAACAUUUCUUAAAUAAUAUUUAAUUGAAGAAGUUAUAAUUUGUGAUAAUUAAUCAUCUAAUGUAAAUAGAUGUACAGAUAUUUAAAAUUGUGACAGAGGAUUUAUGAUGCUAUUCAAUUACGUAUGUAAUUGUUACAAAAUAUUUUAUUUAUUUUCAAUGAAAAUAUUGUAUAUUAUUUGUUUUAAUAUGUACAUACUCCACAUUUUCAAUUGUAAAUUAUAAAGAUGUUGAAAUUCAAUAAAAUUUGUUUAAUAUUUAAA